UACUGGUUGCACGACUAUAAUGCCACCCAUCCCAUUUAAUUUAAAAUAAUUUUUGAUUUAGCGGUGUUCAUUACUCGCGCGCGGUAUACACGUAAAUUGUGUUUAUUAUUGUCGUUACAUUGCUAUUUUUAGUAGAAACAGUUUUUUUUUUGUUUUCUUCUUACGUUAAAAGAGCAAUUCUGAUGUGAAAGAGCAUACUAUUCAGUUGUAGUUUGGUGUUGAUUGGUAACGCUAUUCUUAGUUCUAAUUAAGUCAUCGAGUUGAUUCGGAACAAUUUUGUGAACAGAAUUUUUAAGUAGCUUAUUCUACAGUCAUGGUGAAACAAGGACCACGUCCAUUGGUUAUUUGUGGGCCGUCUGGAUCGGGAAAAAGUACACUCUUAAAGCAACUUUUUAAAGAAUUACCAGAAACGUUUGGAUUUAGUGUAUCGCAUACGACUCGCAAACCACGUCCCGGCGAGGAAAAUGGCGUCCACUACCAUUUUGUCAGUAUUGAAGAAAUGCAGGCUGCAAUAGAAAGGGGUGACUUCUUGGAACAUGCAACAUUUAGUGGAAAUAUGUAUGGAACAAGCAAGCAAUCAGUUCGAAAUGUUCAGAAUAUGGGCAAGGUGUGCGUCUUGGACAUUGAAAUCGAAGGUGUGAAACAAAUACGAAACUCUGAUCUGAAUCCGAUUUUGGUGUUCAUCUAUCCACCAUCGCUACAGGAACUUGAGAAUCGAUUGAGAAAUCGAAAAACAGAAACCGAAGAAAGUUUGCAAAAGCGUUUGAAAACAGCCAAAACUGAAAUGGAAUAUGGUAAAGUGCCCGGCAAUUUCCAUAUUGUCAUACACAACUAUGAAUUGACGAUGGCUUAUCAAGCAUUGCGCGAUUUUGUCUUGAAAGAACUUGAGACGCAACGUGACGAAGAACGAAAUGCGAGUAUAACUCCAGUCAUAAGAUACAUAGAAUUAAGUGAAAAAGACAAGUAAAUAUUAUGAAGCAUACCGAUCUAUUUCUAUAGCAAUGUCAAAGAGAAAUAUAUAUUAACUACGACAGUUUUUUUUGUAAUGAUAACGUUAAUCUAUUGUUACGCAUAAUCUCAUCAAACAUCAAUGACAAUUUAUUGAAGAAGAAGAAAAAACCCGGUAAGGGUUUGACUAUUUGAACAAUUAUUAAUCUAACAAUACGAUUCAUUGAAUUUAACUUUGAAUUUAACUUUUUUUUUCGUUUUCUUUAAGCAUUUUUCCCUCCCCUAAUUUUUCUCGUCUAAAUCAAAAUAGAAAUAGAAAAUGAGUAUUGUGUAAAAUGUUUGACGCGCUGAAUUAGAUGAAAUAAUAAUUUUCGACGUAUUUUAGUCGUUAGAUUUUACGAUUUAUAAUGUCAUACAAUUCCUGAUUUUGAAUGUAUUUUUUAUACUAAUUUUUUUUUACAAAAAAA
Bradysia coprophila is the source of this 1415-nucleotide messenger RNA. Its product is annotated as guanylate kinase. Gene Ontology annotation, biological process: purine nucleotide metabolic process. Lineage: Eukaryota; Metazoa; Arthropoda; Insecta; Diptera; Sciaridae. The record is from RefSeq and is a predicted model, not a curated record. Gene Ontology annotation, cellular component: cytosol. Gene Ontology annotation, molecular function: GMP kinase activity.